Molecule: messenger RNA, 7152 nt
Organism: Gasterosteus aculeatus aculeatus (three-spined stickleback)
Lineage: Eukaryota; Metazoa; Chordata; Actinopteri; Perciformes; Gasterosteidae
Product: DNA (cytosine-5)-methyltransferase 3A
Biological process (GO): negative regulation of DNA-templated transcription
Cellular component (GO): cytoplasm; nucleus
Molecular function (GO): methyltransferase activity
Source: RefSeq, a predicted model, not a curated record
AGGGGGUGAGAGAGAGGGAGAGAGAGAGGAGCAGGCGAGGGAGCGCGACGCGAGCCAGCAGCGCUGAGAGAAGACUCGGUGGAGCGAGAGGAGAGAGAGCGUCAGGGUCCGUGUACCUAAGGACGACAAGGAGAGGGGACGGACUGACGGACUGAGCGAUCGUCCGACAGACCGGCGGGCGGACUGACUGAAUGAAGCAGCGGCUGGUGCUUCUGACGGACUCUCCCAUGUUCUGAUCUGCUCCAUUCUCUUCCCCGUAAGCUCGGCCCCACUAAGCCGCUCUCAGCCAUGCCGUCCAACAGCCCCGCAGCCUCCGAACCGCCCGUGACCCUGGAAAACGACAUCGCCAACGACGUGAAUGAAGACGGAGCAGACCAUGACAGUCCAGAGGAGGGGACACCGGCGAGCCCCCGCACCAAGCGCAGAGUGGGCCGUCCCGGCAGGAAACGCAAGCAGCUGCUUCCUGAGACGGCGACCUCUGACCCCUGUGUAAUCGCCCCCCCAACCCCGCCGGAGGAGCCGGAGCCCUCCCCCUCCCCUCGCAAGAAGCGUGGGCGUCAGAAACUAGUGCAAACCGAGAAGAAUAAGGACGAGCCAGACGACAGAAACUACGACUCCCCCAAAGAGGGGGAGACUGGCAGGCUGCGGAGGAGGCCGGUCCCCAGAGUGACGUUCCAGGCUGGAGAUCCGUACUACAUCAGCAGGAGGCAGAAAGAAGAAUGGCUCAGCCGCUGGAAGAUGGAGGCAGAGCGACGGGCGUACAGAGAGGCGGAGAUGAACAUGAUGGACGAUCUAUCUGAAGGGGACUUUCAGAAGGAGGAGGAGUCAGCCAGCCCAGCCCCUCCCCCUUCACAACAACAAACAGCCCCAGCAUCACCGACAGUUGCUGUGACGCCAGAGCCAGUUGCCGGGGUAGAACGGGCCACGCCGAGGGAGAUAGAGUACCAGGAUGGCAGGGGAUUCGGCAUCGGUGUUCUGGUGUUCGGGAAGCUGCGAGGUUUCUCCUGGUGGCCCGGCAGAAUCGUCUCCUGGUUGAUGAGCGGCCGGAGUCGAGCUGCAGACGGAACUCGCUGGGUGAUGUGGUUCGGAGACGGAAAGUUCUCUGUGGUUUGUGUGGAGAAGCUGAUGCUUCUGAGCUCUUUCUCACCUGCCUUCCACCAGCCCACCUACAACAAACAGCCCAUGUACCGAAAAGCCAUCUUUGAGGCUCUGCAGGUGGCCAGUGUCAGAGCAGGGAGGCCAAUUCCUUCCUGUGAUGCGAGCGAUGAUGCAGAUGGGGUGGAGAUUCAAACCAGACAGAUAAUAGAGUGGGCCAUGAACGGCUUCCCACCCAAGGGUCCUCAGUCACUGGAGCCUCCGGAGGAGGAACGGAAUCCAUAUAAGGAAGUGUACCCAGAGAUGUGGGUUGAACCGGAGGCAGCGUACACGCCUCCACCCGCCAAGAAGCCCCGCAAGAACUCAGCUGAAAAAGCAAAGAUCAGAGAGGUGAUAGACGAAGGCACCAGAGAGAGACUCAUAUGUGAGGUCAAGAAGAAGACCAGAAACAUAGACGAUAUCUGCAUCUCUUGUGGAAGCCUCAACGUCUCUCUGGAGCAUCCUCUCUUCGGAGGUGCAAUGUGUCAGGGCUGCAAAAACUCGUUCCUGGAGUGCGCCUACCAGUACGACGAUGACGGCUACCAGUCCUACUGCACCAUCUGCUGUGGAGGCAGAGAGGUGCUUAUGUGUGGCAACAACAACUGCUGUAGGUGCUUCUGUGUGGAGUGUGUGGAUCUGUUGGUCGGUCCCGGCUCAGCGGCGACAGCCAUCAAAGAAGAUCCUUGGAACUGCUUCAUGUGUGGCCCCCGGAGCAGCUUUGGGUUACUGCGGCGACGGGACGACUGGCCCAGCAGACUACAACACUUCUUUGCCAACAACCACGAGCAGGAUUUUGAGCCAGCCAAGUUGUAUCCUCCAGUUUCAGCAGAGAAGAGAAAGCCAAUCAGAGUUCUCUCCCUGUUUGAUGGCAUUGCCACAGGCCUAUUGGUGCUGAAGGAUUUGGGCAUGCAGGUUGACAAGUACGUUGCCUCCGAGGUGUGUGAGGACUCCAUCACCGUCGGCAUGGUGCGACACGAGGGGCGCAUCAUGUAUGUGGGUGACGUACGAAACGUGACACGCAAACUCAUUGAGGAAUGGGGGCCGUUCGACCUGGUGAUUGGAGGAAGCCCCUGCAACGACCUCUCCAUAGUCAACCCUGCAAGGAAAGGCCUUUUCGAGGGAACAGGCCGCUUGUUCUUUGAAUUUUACCGCCUGCUGCACGAGGCUCGACCGAAAACGGGUGACGCGCGUCCGUUCUACUGGCUGUUUGAGAACGUGGUGGCGAUGGGAGUCAGCGACAAACGGGACAUCUCCCGCUUUUUAGAGUGUAACCCGGUGAUGAUCGACGCCAAAGAGGUCUCUGCUGCCCACCGCGCUCGCUAUUUCUGGGGAAACCUGCCAGGCAUGUCCAGACCUCUUACAGCCAUGAUGAAUGACCGGCUGGACCUACAAGACUGUCUCGAGCACGGGCGCACAGCCAAGUUUGAGAAGUUGCGUACGAUAACGACACGCUCCAACUCUGUGAAGCAGGGGAAAGACGAGCAUUUCCCAGUGUUCAUGGACAACAAGGAGGACAUCCUCUGGUGCACCGAGAUGGAAAGGGUCUUUGGUUUCCCCGUCCACUACACCGACGUCUCCAACAUGAGUCGUCUCGCCAGGCAAAGGCUGCUGGGUCGCUCCUGGAGCGUCCCCGUCAUCAGGCACCUCUUCGCCCCGCUCAAGGAGUACUUCGCCUGCAACUAGUCAUGCACCCUCUCUCUCUCUCUCUCUCUCUCUCUCUCUCUCUCUCUCUCUCUCUCUCUCUCUCUCUGACACACACACACAUACAGUACGUAAUGACAAACACACAGUAUCGAGAUAGUACAUGAAGGUUGGCUGAAACGGGACGACCGGACACACACACACACACAUACACACUGUAAAGGACUGCUUUCAUAUAUAUCAUGUAGACCCCUGGAUAACCUUAGUCCCCAGGUGCUACCUUGACAAGUUACACACACACACACACAUUAUAGAGCUACUACAUGAAGGUUGGCUGACCUAGAAUGACCCGACUCACACACACACACACAACCACACACAGACAAACACAAACACACAAUAUCAUGUAGAUAUCAUGGAUACCACUGGCUAACCUCAGUCCCCAGGUGCUACCUUGCGUGCUUGCUGAGUUACGCACACACACACACACACACACACACACACACACACACACACACACACACACACACACACACACACACUUACUUGUGCAGGGAUUCUGUACUGUGCUUCACAUAAUAACUUCCUGUCCGACCUUGAAACUGAUGUCUUCUGGCUUUACUGUGUCAUGGCAGCUGGAAUUCAACCUUCAGGGGGGCAAAGCUUACAAAGGAGCCCAAACUUUGUUUCCAACAACCCACAAUCAAAACACUUCUGAUCCAAAACACACAAAUACUGUAUUAAUGUGUAGUUACAGUACUGCUGUGUCAGUUAUUGAACUAGGUACUACAGUGCAAUGAACACAAACAGCAGUUUUCGCUCAUGGUGCUGGUCAGUGGAGUUCACAUGGUGCCGCUUUAAUACAACACUUUUUGGUGCUCGUGGAGACUGGCCGGCCUCUGGUUUUAUUCGGUCUCACAGUUUUGUGGCUCUAAUUUAGCUAACAAGCAGGAGGAAGCAACACUAAAGCGGGAAUUAUUACGUUCGAUAUAUUUGUCAGAUUUAGUGAAGGGGUGCUGGGGAGUUUCGAAAAAAGUAAAUAUGAUCACAUAGACACGUAUUUAGUGAUCAUAUUGUUAUUUGUGCAGUGUUCUCGGCGAAAAAGAUGCUCUGGAUCUACAAAUAAUUAACAAAACCUUAGACAGAUGUUUGUGUGGCAAAUAAUACCUAAAAACGGUCUUGAUCUUCUCCUUAGGGGGACAACGUCUGUCUUAAAUCUUGUUAGCCUUUCCCAUAUUGGAUUGGAUUUUUGAGGGAAUGCCACAGCAGUGAGAAGUUAUUUUUUUCCUUUACUCGUGUAAGAAAAUUCUAUUGUUUACAAAACACCUUUUUGUAAACUAAAAGUAACACCGAUUGGCAUGUACCGUCAAUAUUAGGCUUUUUAAAGUAACGUCAGAGCCGAGGUUGGAACGUAAACCUCUGCGGAUGCACAUCUUCCGUGUUUGAGCGCCCUCUGGUGGUCAGAUGCCACUAUGAAGAGAGUGCACAGCAAGGGCACACACUCAUGAUGGGGAGUAAAACAAUCAGUCAGCAGUCACUGGGUUACAACAACUGUAAGAAAGUAAUGGCUUUUAUACUCAAUACCUAUUAAUACUUAAUACCUAUGAGUGCCAGCAUUACGUUGUGUGUUAAAAGUGUAUUCUUUUUUUUGUAAUAUUUUAGGCAGUGAUUGUAUAUUGCGGUUAGCUGAUGCUUUGGUGAAUAUGGUGCAGUAUUCUGCACACUGGUAGCAUUUGACACACUAGCAUGUGUGUAAGCGUACUGUUGUAUUGCAUUGGUUACUGUUCACUGUUGCUCAAAUGAUGUUGUCCAUUGUUUGAUGGAGCCACAUUUAAAUGAUACUGUAAGUCACUGUAGUAAUCGUGUCUGAUCGCAGCUGUCCACUGAGGUUACUUUGGCCUUUGAGGUUGGAUAUUAUAUUUCUUAUUUACAUACUGUUUGUCCAGGUGAACAUAUCUGGACGGUAGAUGUCAGAAUACUGUAACGGGCCACUGUUGUAUCAUGCUGAUGUUGUAUACGGAGGGCAGUCUGUGUUCAGAUAAGCAGUCAUACUGUGAAAGGAUGACAGAAGGCAGUCUCUCUAUGUAGUCUGGUUUGUUUUUACCCAUCACGAGGGUAGCUUUGCUCUGCUUGCUGUGCAGUGAGAUUAUUUGUGCCUCCAGAGCGGCUCUGCCUCUGAGAAGCAUUCAACUAAACACCUGUGUACCUUUUUAGGGAGCUCAGAGUCAGUGGGGUAUUUGGUCUGGUGAAAGAGUUAAAAACGAGUCCCGGUCUUCCGGCUCCUGCUUUGCUUCAUAAGGAUCUAAGAUGUCCUCCGUCUAUCGCAGCGACGUGCACUGAAGCCAGAGGCCGACCUGUACUCUGUAGACAGGAUGCUGGUUUUCUACUUCCUACGACUGAAACAGACGGCCCUGUGUAAAUAACCGUUUCAGGGUUUCUUCUGCCUUUUAGCCCAACGCAUGCUGGGAUACACUCUGUGAUCUUGAAUAGGAAUAAGCAAACUGCUUGUUGUGAUAAGGAAAUGUUUCAAAGACACUCUCAUACACACAGACAGUGUGUGUGUGUCUUAUUUACACAGGGCUGUCUUCAGAGAUCUCUUUCAGUCUGGUGCUUUCGGACUUCAGGUGACCAUCUUUUUCCAGGAAGCCUUCCGAUCCUCUGACCUUCCUCAGAGACCAGUUAACAACUGGACACGCGCAGUCUAUGCUGACACACACAGACACACACGCACGCACAAACAGUUACAGAAACCAACAAUAAACCAGCAGGUUCAGCGUUUUUCUCCAUCAUGUUUACUCUUUGUUUAUACAACCAACCUCCAGGUGCUUUUUAAACUCUUAUACUCUUUUUUACAGUGGUGCAGGUUACACACACACACACGUUUGCUGGAAACACAGUGCCGACGUUCACGCAUUCUUCACGCAACUCGUUUAGCUACAAAACAUCAACACGCACACACAUGCAUACACACGUCAUCAUCCUGCGUUGCUUGGUGCUCCCGACCCCCCUUCCCAACUACCCCCCCCCCCCCCCUCCGCCCCCCCGGUGCUGCAUGUCAGUCAGUCAGUCAGUCAGUCAGUGUAAUCUCCGAUUCCAUGUUAGUUAGGGAGUAAUGAUAAUAAUAAUAAUCAUGGUAAUAAUAAUUACAAUAAUAAUCUGUUAUCGUGUGUGUGUACUGUUCCAGGUUGGUGCUCAGUUCAGUUCAGUCUCAGCCGGGAGGGGAGCGAGUGAGGCUGGAGAAAGCAUAUAUUACAGUUAGUAUAGUGACCUGUUCUGUUGUACCCGAGGAUGCCGGAGGGAAUAGUUGAGCCGACGAGCCGAACAGACACUCUCAAACCAGAGCACGUUGAAAUAACAUGAAACGACGGAUUGUCAAUGAAUAACCUGAAAUGAUAAAUAAAAUAAAUUCUCGAGAAGGGAGCUUUCUACCUCGGGGAAAAAUAGAGGAGAAUGUUUCCAUGUUAAAAAAGAAAAUCAGUCUGAAACACAAAAACAUUUUCAUGUUCUGAGAAGGGCAAAUCUUCAGAACAGUGUUUUUGGUAGGUUUAUUUGCAGAAAUGGCUGACGGACAACAAUGAAAAAGCCGUCAUGGGGAUUAGGAACCUUCACAGGGAUGCUACAAUCAUCGUAUUUAUCAAAGAAAGUUGUUGUUAUUUGAUUUCCUAUUUCAAAUAUUGAAUACGCUGACCUACUAUAUACAAGUAAUAGCAUCAUAUUAAACCUGUGACGAGGGGUCACAACUAGCUGUUUUAAAAGGCUCAAAAGGUCCAGAAAGUCAAAGCGAAAGAAAGAUUCAGCUCAUUUUGCGUGAUUUCAACAUCUGUUUGAGAGUGCCGACAGGCGAGAGCGAGAGGAUUGGAGUCGAUACUUUGAAACGAUGUGUGACACGGUGAUGAUGUUUCUGUUCGCCUAUCGACAGCUUUUAGGCUGAAUGACGCGCUGUUCUUUUAUCACUGAUACAUUCACAAACAUUUACAUAAAUCACACACACUCACACACACACACUCACACACACACACACACACACACUGUUAUUAACACACAGAUAAGAUGCAGAACACCUACACACACAAUGCUAAGGCGCAUGCAGACACUCAUCUCACAGACUAAAGGAAAGAUGAGCUUUUAAGAGAAGGAGGACCUGGUGGUGUUUCAAAAGGUGCUAAAAUUUUAUCUGAAAAUAAGAAAAAUAUAUUGUUAGGAGUAUAAAUCAAGUUUGUCUUUACAAUGACUGUAUUUAAGUUUGUCGUAGUAAUGAAAAGGCACUAUUAUUAUUUUACUCUUGUAUGAAUAUGAACUAAUUAAAAAGGCAUUUUAACUUUGUACUUGAACAAUGUAAGAAAUACCGUAAAUAAAAAAAAGGACUGUUUCUUGUGA